Eruca vesicaria subsp. sativa (arugula) is the source of this 2037-nucleotide messenger RNA. The record is from the annotation of a GenBank genome assembly. NCBI's taxonomy places the organism in Eukaryota, Viridiplantae, Streptophyta, Magnoliopsida, Brassicales, Brassicaceae.
UUCCCGAGGAAAAAAAAUCGAAAAAGCUUUUUCUCUGGGUAUUUUAUCUUUGAUUAGUCAAUUACACAUCUCUCUAUCUCAUCCCCUCUCUUGCAUCCCUUGCUUAAUCUGUUUGGUCUCCUUCUUUGCUUUCUCUAGUAAAAGUACAAAGAGAAAGAGAUUCAGACAUGGGUUAGUCUGCUGUCUUUUUUUUUUCUGAUAAAUCCUCUUCUUAUUUAACUUUAGCUGUCUCCUUUUUUUAGGGUUAGGGUUUUGAGGUAAGAGAGAGAAAGUAUGCGUGAGUUACAUCCUUUUUGAGUGACCCUGGAUUCUCCACCGCCUAACGACCGCCGUCGCCGCCGCCGAGACGACGCCGAGCUUCCUCACUAUGCUCCUCAAUCAAUGGCACCAGAAGACGACGAACCUCACCACUUCCUCCACCCUCCACCACCACCACCGCCGUCUUCUUCAAUGAGACACCACGCCACGUCAGAAGCGGCGGCGAACGGCGGCUGCGGCGAGAUAGUCGAGGUGCAAGGAGGUCACAUUGUGCGGUCCACUGGAAGGAAAGACCGUCACAGCAAAGUCUGCACUGCUAAAGGACCACGUGACCGGCGCGUGAGGCUUUCGGCUCACACGGCUAUUCAGUUUUACGAUGUUCAAGACCGGCUCGGCUUCGACAGGCCGAGUAAAGCCGUUGACUGGCUUAUCAAGAAGGCGAAGACUUCCAUCGACGAGCUCGCUCAGCUUCCGCCGUGGGAUCCCGCCGACGCUAUUCGUAACGCCGCCGCGAACGCGAAGCCGAGAAGAACCGCCGCCGUGAAAGCUCAAGUUUCUCCAUCUCCUCCGCAGCAGCAACAGCAGCAGGUUCAGUUCGGUGGUGGAUUCGACGGAGGAGGAGAGAGGCGGAGGAGUAAUGAUAACGAGACGAGUUUUCUUCCGCCGUCGAUGGACUCAGAUUCGAUUGCUGACACUAUAAAGUCGUUUUUUCCGGUGGUUGGCUCUUCCACGGAAGCUCCGCCGCAUCAGCUUAUGCACAACUACCACCACCAUCAUCAGCACCCGCCGGAUUUGCUUUCAAGAACGAAUAGUCAAAAUCAAGAUCUCCGUCUCUCGCUGCACUCGUUCCCGGAAGGUCCACCGCCGCUUCUCCACCACCAGCACCACUCCGUCGCGGAGCCUGUUCUGUUCUACGGACAGAGUAAUCCGUUAGGGUAUGACACGUCGACAGGAGGCUGGGAGCAGCAGUCAAUUCAGAGGCUGGUGGCUUGGAACAGCGGUGGAGGAGGAGCAAGUGAUAUAGGAAACGGAGGAGGGUUUCUCUUUGCUCCUCCUCCUCAUCAUCCUUCAACGACGUCGUUUCAGCCAGUAUUUGGCCAAAGUCAGCUUUAUUCUCAGAGGGGUCCCCUUCAGUCCAGUUACAGUCCUAUGAUCCGUGCUUGGUUUGAUCCUCACCACAAUCAUCAGUCCAUCUCCACCGACGAUCUCAACCACCACCACCACCACCAUAUGCCUCCGCCACUUGCCUCAGGUGAAUUCUCUUCCGGUUUUCGCAUACCAGCACGGUUUCAGGGUCAAGAAGAGGAGCAGCACGACGGUCUCAACAACAAACCGUCCUCUGCUUCCUCUAUGUCUCGCAAUUGAUAACAAUCCAGAUAAACAUCCUCUAGUUCCAGGGCUUGCCAAGCUUCCAUUCACAUUGAAAAUUUGGCUUAGAUUGUUCGGAACAGGGAAGAGGUUUCUCGGUUUGUAAUUCAGUGGCUUGAAAAAUGCAAGGAAGGGAUGUUGGAGUAAAGAAAGAAGAACAAAUGUGGCUCACAGUUUCAGGUUCUUCCUUAUUUCUUCUUCCAAUAUCCUGACCUUACCAAUUGUAAUUUUCAUCUUUUUUUACCUGUUAGACAGUGUUCUGUAGCUCAGUUAUGGUUAGUUUCUAAAGCUCCUUCUUGUUGUGUGUUGUAUCAUUAUCAUCUUCUUGUUACUGCAAUAGCCAGAUACUUGAGAAAUUGCAGUUCCCUGUUUUUGUUUUGUUGUAAUGCUCUAAUAAAGUCUUGAACGUUC